AUGAGACCCGCAAAGGAACCACAAGGCAAAGAGGAGAAACCUGGAGCCAAGCGAAAAGACCAAUUCGCCACGCCGCUACAGCACCCUGACAAGGCAUGGGACCCAUGGGAACAAGUGGCCUCGAUGAAUCCCCGCAAGCGACGGUCGGCACCCAGAGGAACUCACCUGAACUCACAGAAGCUCGUCUCUGAUUACAACAACGUGCAAAGUGACAGCUUAUACGCCACGAUUCCAGUCGCCGUCGGUAGCAUGAGUCCAUUGUCGCAAGCAUCUCCGGCCGCUGCUACUUCAAUUUACGAGGAAUGUGGCCCGAAGUCCGUGAACGAUGGCGGAUACAAGGUGCCGUUGUACAAUGUGCUUCCAGAAUAUCAGAGCGACAGUCAGAGACAGGACAGCAGUCCCGUCGGCAGCUGCUCUGCGGACAGCGACGUCUUCCCAUGGAUGCGCGAUAAUCGUCCAGCAAGGAAGAAGACGAAGAUCGUAGCACCGAUAGGCCAAGCCAGCGUUGAUGGUGCCCAGCAGAAACGACCUCGAACAGCAUAUACUAACGCCCAGCUGGUUGAGCUGGAAAAGGAAUUUCACUUCAACCGUUAUCUGUGCCGACCUCGCCGCGUGGAAAUGGCAGCGCUUCUGAAUCUCACGGAGCGCCAGAUUAAAAUAUGGUUUCAAAAUCGCCGCAUGAAGCAAAAGAAGGACAACAGAGCAAAGGGUAUUUUCACGGAGGACAGCACUGAAAGCCCGACACAUAUCACACGUUCAUCUUGCUCUCCUGACUCUCCUCCGUCUGGAGCAACGGCCCCACUGCGCUCGUCUCACAAUUACAGACAUGCUUGUGCCUCUGUUUCCAGCACUGGUUCGGCACUAGACGGAAGCCCCCCAGGAGAUGACGAGACCCCGUCUUCCAGAUUUCCGAUGCGGCUAGGAAGACAUCAAUGCCACGGUGGACAUGGCACGUACACGGGUCACUGCCUUGGGAGUCACGUAGGUCAUGCGCAGCUAAAUUCAGGCCCACUGCCAUCGUACGAAAGUAUAUCGCCGGUAGAACAACAACGUGUGCCAUGCCAUCCUGUCCAAGAUGAAUGGUACAGGACGCAGAACCAGUCGUACGUCGCACAGCCACCUACACAAACAACGACAAAGCCUGGACCACCAUCUCCGAACACAGCAUCGCGAACACCAAAGCAAAUGUGGCAGGAGUCUGCGAAUUCGUAUGAUCCGUAUUAUCAAGGAACCGUGCAUUAUGCACAAGUGGCCAAUGCGGCGCAUCAUGGCAACGGUGUCGGGCAACAGUUGAACUGGAACUAUCAGCAAACCCAAUACGUCCCAUAUGCUUACUGGGGCUAG
Messenger RNA from Ornithodoros turicata, 1344 nucleotides. RefSeq names its product homeobox protein Hox-A3-like. The transcript has 3 exons. Gene Ontology annotation, molecular function: DNA-binding transcription factor activity, RNA polymerase II-specific; RNA polymerase II cis-regulatory region sequence-specific DNA binding. Gene Ontology annotation, cellular component: nucleus. Gene Ontology annotation, biological process: regulation of transcription by RNA polymerase II. Bases 1 to 1344 code for a protein of 447 amino acids. Lineage: Eukaryota; Metazoa; Arthropoda; Arachnida; Ixodida; Argasidae. The record is from RefSeq and is a predicted model, not a curated record.